AUGGCUCCGGGAGAGAAGGGAAGAGCGGACGCGCCAGCCGAGAGAAAAGGGGGCGCCCUGCGGAAGGUGCGCACAGCCGCCCUGGUCAUCAGCUUGGCCCGAGGGUGGCAGCAGUGGGCGAAUGCGAACAGCACCCGACAGGCCCAGGAGCCUGCAGGCUGGCAGCCCGGGGGGACCCAGGACCCACUGCAGCCUCCUAAACCUAUAAUCCACCCCACGCCCCACCCAAAAGCCUGGGGGGCCCCGAAGUCUCCAUCCCAAACGCCAGACACCUAUGGCAAUGGGCAAGGCUCCGAGGAAGCCACCGAGGCCUCCCAUAUCAAAAGGAAAGAGGUGACCAAAACAGUUGUCAGCAAGGCUUAUGAGAGAGGAGGGGACGUGAGCCACCUCAGCCAUCGGUACGAGAAGGACGGUGGCGUCCCUGAACCUGAGCAGCCGGAGAGCGACAUCGACCGAAUCCUCCACAGCCAUGGCUCCCCGACGCGGAGGAGAAAAUGUGCCACCCUGGUGUCGGGGCUGACCAAAGGCUGGAAAGCGAUGGCACAGGAGGAGCCCACGUGGAGGAGCGACAGCGUAGACACGGAGGACAGCGGCUACGGCGGGGAGGCCGAGGACAGGCCCCAGCAGGACGGACUGCAGGGGGCCGCCGCCAGGAUCAGACGCCCCUGGGCCUCCCAGGCAAACAGAUUUACCGAGAAACUCAACUGUAAGGCCCAACGAAAAUGCAGCCAAGUGAACAACUUGAAAGGCAGAUGGCAACAGUGGGCUGAUGAACACAUACAAUCUCAGAAGCUCAAUCCUUUCAGUGAAGAAUUUGAUUAUCAGCUGGCCAUGUCCACCCGCCUACACAAAGGUGAUGAUGGCUACGGCCGUCCCAAGGAGGGAACCAAAACUGCUGAAAGAGCCAAGCGAGCUGAGGAGCACAUCUACAGAGAAAUCAUGGACAUGUGCUUCAUUAUCCGCACAAUGGCUCUCCACAGGAGAGAUGGCAAGAUCCAGGUUACUUUUGGAGAUCUCUUUGAUAGAUAUGUUCGUAUUUCAGAUAAAGUUGUGGGCAUUCUCAUGCGUGCCAGAAAACAUGGACUGGUGGACUUUGAAGGAGAGAUGUUAUGGCAAGGCCGAGAUGACCACGUUGUGAUUACUCUACUUGAGUGAAUCUUCAAC
This is a messenger RNA of Galeopterus variegatus (Sunda flying lemur), 1164 nucleotides long. It is a transcript of the gene ABRA, whose product is annotated as actin-binding Rho activating protein. Gene Ontology annotation, cellular component: sarcomere. The coding region runs from base 1 to 1155 and encodes 384 amino acids. Gene Ontology annotation, biological process: positive regulation of transcription by RNA polymerase II; positive regulation of Rho protein signal transduction. The record is from RefSeq and is a predicted model, not a curated record. Gene Ontology annotation, molecular function: actin binding. The transcript has 2 exons. Lineage: Eukaryota; Metazoa; Chordata; Mammalia; Dermoptera; Cynocephalidae.